AUGUCGGGCCCAGCUGUGGGUGAGGAGGAGCUGCCAGUAAGCCACACAGGUCCCAAGGGGGUGAUCAAUGACUGGAGGAAGUUUAAGUUGGAGAGUGUGGACCAGGAGGCCUUGCCCCCCAGCAAGCGAGAGCUGCUCCGACAGAUGUCCUCCCCGCAAAAUCCCAGGGACGAGUCUGGGGAGAGAGGAAACCGUAAGAUGAGCGCACAGGAAUACGAGCUGAUCAAGGAGGAGGAUGAGAAAUGCCUGCGCAAGUACCGCAAGCAGUGCAUGCAGGAGAUGCAUGAGCGGCUGAGCUUCGGGCCCAAGUUCGAGGGCGUGUACGAGCUGGAGAGCGGCGAGGCCUUCCUGGAGGUGAUCGAGAAGGAGCACCGCCUCACGCUGGUGGUGGUGCACAUCUACGAGGACUCGGUGAAGGGCUGCGAAGCCCUCAACAACUGCUUCACCUGCCUGGCGGCGGAGUACCCCACCGUCAAGUUCUGCAAGAUCAAGGCCUCCUGCACCGGCGCGGGCGACCGCUUCUCAGACGAUGUGCUGCCCACCUUGCUGGUGUACAAAGCCGGGGAGCUUCUGGGUAACUUCCUGUGCGUCACUCAGCACCUAAACGAAGAGUUCUUCGCCGUGGAUGUGGAGGCGUUCCUGAACGAGUAUGGCCUGCUGCCCGAGAAGGAUUUCAAUCCUGGUGGCACCGAGGAGGAUGAGGCUGACGUGGAGUGA
Molecule: messenger RNA, 717 nt
Organism: Megalops cyprinoides (Indo-Pacific tarpon)
Lineage: Eukaryota; Metazoa; Chordata; Actinopteri; Elopiformes; Megalopidae
Gene: pdcb
Product: phosducin b
Exons: 3
Coding region: 1-717 (238 amino acids)
Biological process (GO): regulation of G protein-coupled receptor signaling pathway
Source: RefSeq, a predicted model, not a curated record